AUGGGAAAGGAUAAAGACGUGAGAAUAUCGAAAUGGUACUUCGGAGGCUUGGCUUCGGCUGGAGCGGCAUGUGUUACGCAUCCACUUGACUUAUUAAAAGUCCAAAUGCAAACACAAAAAGGAAAAAACAUCUCUAUGUUGAAACUUACAGGCAUAGUUUUAAAAAAUCAAGGUGUAAUGGGACUUUACAACGGUAUAUCUGCAUCCCUUUUACGUCAGCUUACAUAUUCAACAGCAAGAUUUGGUAUUUAUGAAGUAGCAAAACAAAGUUUGGCACCUAAAGAUGGCAGCCCAGUGCCAUUUUACAUGUCUGCAUUAUUAGCUGGUCUUGGAGGCUUUGCAGGUGGUUUUGUAGGAAAUCCUGCUGACCUAGUCAAUGUAAGAAUGCAAAAUGAUGUGAAGCUUCCACCAGAACAGAGACGGAAUUAUAAAAAUGCUAUUCACGGUUUAUAUCGUGUUGCUACUCAAGAGGGUGUUCUUCGGCUGUGGGCUGGUGCUUCAAUGACAUGUAGCCGAGCUGCUCUUAUGACUAUUGGCCAACUGUCAUUCUAUGACCUGAUAAAAAGCCUCCUUACAACAACACCAUACUUUGGAGAUAAUGUCGCAACUCAUGUCACAUCAAGUUUGUUGGCUGGUGCUAUAGCAACAACAAUGACCCAGCCAGUUGAUGUCCUUAAAACAAGAGCCAUGAAUGCUAAACCAGGGGAAAUCAAAGGUAUAUUAAGUUUGAUAAUGAACACAGGCAAAGAAGGUCCUCUCGCAUUCUUCAAAGGCUAUAUCCCAGCCUUUGUAAGACUCGCACCACACACUAUUCUUACAUUUGUAUUCUUAGAACAGCUUAGAAUGAACUUUGGGACUAUUAAGGUACAAUCAACAGAAUAA
This is a messenger RNA of Leptosia nina, 882 nucleotides long. NCBI's taxonomy places the organism in Eukaryota, Metazoa, Arthropoda, Insecta, Lepidoptera, Pieridae. The record is from the annotation of a GenBank genome assembly.